This is a messenger RNA of Parathielavia appendiculata, 477 nucleotides long. RefSeq lists its product as uncharacterized. Lineage: Eukaryota; Fungi; Ascomycota; Sordariomycetes; Sordariales; Chaetomiaceae. The record is from RefSeq and is a predicted model, not a curated record. The transcript has a single exon. Bases 138 to 443 code for a protein of 101 amino acids.
AAGGGCGUGCGUCCCAGGACGGAACGAUGCGCAGGGCGAUCAGCGGGUUUGCAGCCGAAUCUAUGCUAGCGAAACAGUCCAAGUAUUCAGAGAGAGUGCAAUGUGGCAGCUCAGUCGAUAUGUGAUUUUUACAAGGAAUGGAUGCGAUGGCGAAGAGGCAUGGCGAGGACAACGGUUCGCAGCCGGCUGCAGUGGCUGGAUGCAAGUCAGAAUCGCUUGCAUCCUGGGCCCUGCAAGACGCGCACCAUGAUCAGCUUGCCACGAGGCUUUCCCCAAGCUCGCGCUGCCAUGCCAUUGGCGCGCAGUCUCCCUGGAACUCGCGCUUCUUCACACAUCCCUCGCAUGAGUGUCAAGAGAGUCUCGUUGUUGAUGCAGAAACCAUCAUGCGAUAUGCGUGUGCUGCACCAGGGGGGUUUUCAAGGUGCAGGAUGACCGUCAGUUAAUGCAGUACGGCGCUUUAGACUUUAGUUAGAGGUG